Scomber japonicus (chub mackerel) is the source of this 1192-nucleotide messenger RNA. RefSeq names its product pleiomorphic adenoma gene 1 (gene plag1). Bases 5 to 1192 code for a protein of 395 amino acids. The transcript has a single exon. Gene Ontology annotation, molecular function: histone deacetylase binding; RNA polymerase II cis-regulatory region sequence-specific DNA binding; DNA-binding transcription factor activity. Gene Ontology annotation, cellular component: cytoplasm; nucleus. The record is from RefSeq and is a predicted model, not a curated record. Gene Ontology annotation, biological process: cell fate commitment; regulation of transcription by RNA polymerase II. NCBI's taxonomy places the organism in Eukaryota, Metazoa, Chordata, Actinopteri, Scombriformes, Scombridae.
GCAUAUGGCAACUCACUCGCCAGAAAAAAACCACAAGUGUUCAUACUGUGAGAAAAUGUUCCACCGCAAGGAUCACUUAAAGAAUCACCUACACACUCAUGACCCGUACAAGGAGGCGUUUGCUUGUCAGGAGUGUGGCAAGAGCUAUAACACCAAGCUGGGCUUCAAGCGCCACCUCGCCCUCCAUGCCGCCAACAGUGGAGACCUCACCUGCCAAGUGUGCCUGCAGCCGUUCCCCAGCACAGGGGUGCUUCUGGAACACCUCAAAACACAUGCUGGCAAGUCCUCUGGCGGGACCAAAGAGAAAAAGCAUCGCUGCGAGCAUUGUGAGCGGCGAUUUUACACCCGUAAAGACGUGCGGCGCCACAUGGUGGUGCACACGGGACGCAAGGACUUCCUCUGUCAGUACUGUGCCCAGCGGUUUGGUAGGAAGGACCACCUGACACGUCACGUGAAGAAGAGCCACGCCCGGGAGCUGCUGAGGGUAAAAACUGAGCCAGCUGAUCUGCUGGAGCCCGUUGUCUAUGACUUGGCAUCUGGGGGCAUCAAAGGCGAGCUCCAGGGCAUGCUGACACCAAGGCCACACCAGCUCAACAUGUACACAGGCCCCGUUCUGGACACAGAGCCCUUCCCCAGCCCCGCACACCCCUUCUCUUUAAAAUACCCGCUGGGCUCCAACUUUACCUCAUACACCGUCUCCUCACAGGAGCGGGAGCAGAACCUAAAGGGAGAACUGGAGACCUACCUGAUGGAGCUGCAGAGCAGCAUGCCCUCCUCAUCCUCUGCAGCCCAAGAACCCCAACUCCCCACCUCCAAACUUGAGUUGGAGUCUCAUGUAGGAGUGCUGGAAGAAGCAAACGAGGAGGUGUCCUUGUCCAAAAUUUCCACAUCAGUGGCAGCAGCCUCAGCGGCAGGAGACUCGCUGGCCUCAUCUUCCUCUCUGAUGGACUUCUCACAGCUUUUCAACUUCCUGCCGCUGAACGGGCCGCCAUACAACCAAGCAGGGGGGAGCGGGGGUCAAGGUGUUGGCUAUCCACCCAACGAAGAGUCUACACCUCUUGUCCAGCUGCCUCCCCAGCCCCCUGAAGGCCCAGAGGUUGCAGAGAGUCCACUUCAAGGGCUCCCCUCCUCCUUCAUAUCCAACCUGAGCACACCCACCACACUGCCCCGCUUCCAUCAGGCUUUUCAGUGA